This is a messenger RNA of Panonychus citri (citrus red mite), 2081 nucleotides long. It is a transcript of the gene Adar, whose product is annotated as double-stranded RNA-specific editase Adar-like. Gene Ontology annotation, biological process: RNA processing; adenosine to inosine editing. Gene Ontology annotation, molecular function: double-stranded RNA adenosine deaminase activity; tRNA-specific adenosine deaminase activity; double-stranded RNA binding. NCBI's taxonomy places the organism in Eukaryota, Metazoa, Arthropoda, Arachnida, Trombidiformes, Tetranychidae. Bases 367 to 1989 code for a protein of 540 amino acids. The transcript has 3 exons. Gene Ontology annotation, cellular component: cytoplasm; nucleolus. The record is from RefSeq and is a predicted model, not a curated record.
CUGUUGAAAAGGCGCUUCCAAUCUGUAGAUUGUUUUGAAUUUGGAUCAUCUUAAUUUAAGAUUCUUAAAUGAUCACAACUCUUUGGUCACUGAGUCUUAAUAACAAGACGGUUUUACCUUUCAACGAGUGAAUGAUUAAUUGAUUGUGAAAAUAGAUUAGUGAGUCAAUGAUAUAAAAUAAUUUGUUUACUAUUUGCAUCUGUGAAUGUCUCAUAGUCUCAGUUGUUAAUUUGAUCUUUUAACUUUCAAUAAGAAUUGGAUUGAUCAUAAUAAGACUUGAUUCUGUUGAGCUCUUUUUUUUAUGUUCUAAAAUCGAUUGUGAUUAAGUCUCUCCUUUUUAAAUUUACUUCUAAUUGUUACUUUGACAUGUUUUCAGAUGAUUUUUGUAGUGAUAAUUUUGAACAGCAAAGUGGUUUUGUUAAAUUCAGUGAACUGAUCAAUAAUGAAGAUGAAUCGGUUGAAGAGAAACCCGAAGAUGAACCAAUUAGGAAGUCAAAAAAGCCGAAAAUUAUGAUUCGUGUGAUGACUCAAGAGACACCAAAUCGAAAUCCAUUGGCAUUGAUUAACGAAUUGCGACCUGAUUCCAAAUGGCAAUUUACUGAUGAAAUUCCAGGAAAAUUUGGAACCUCUUUCAAAGUAGAGCUUAAAGUUGGUACUCAUUCAUUUAAUGGUGUCGGUAAAACCAAGAAAUUAGCUAAAUAUGUCGCUGCCAAGGAAGCACUUAAAGACUUAUUCGGAAUUAAUUGUUCUGAAAUAAUCGCUGAACCAACUAAGACCAUUGUUGUUGAACCAAAUGAUACUCUGAUUUUGGACCAGAAAACAGCUGAUAUGAUUGGAUUUGAAGUUCUCAAUGCAGCAAAACUUGUCUUUGAACAAUUAGGCGAUUUUAAGAAAUGGAAUGUCCUCUCAUCCAUCGUAUUGACCAGUGAUUAUGACCCUAACUGGUUAGAUAUCAUUUGCUUGACCACCGGAACCAAGUGUAUCAAAGGCGAUCGCCUCAGUAUGACCGGAGCAACGGUUCAUGAUUCACACGCUGAAGUUUUAUCGAGACGAUGUUUCAUCUUAUAUUUGUAUAGACAAUUACUUGGUAUAAUUGACAACAAUUACCAAGAUCGACCAGAAUUUAUUUUGAAACAACGAGAUGAUGGUUAUGGUUUCUGUCUAAAGCCUGGAAUUAGAGUUAAUUUAUUCAUAUCAACAGCUCCAUGUGGAGAUGCAAGAGUUUUCAGUCCCAAAGAGGAAAAUGAUGGAGAUCCGCAUGGGAAUCGCUUGUCUCGAGGUUUACUUAGGGCCAAAAUCGAGGCUGGAGAAGGUACAAUUCCCGUUAAACGAGGGACAAACACUUUGACUUGGGACGGAGUUUUACUCGGUGAACAGAGAUUACAAUUCAUGUCAUGUUCGGAUAAAAUCGCGAUCUGGAAUGUGGCCGGAAUUCAAGGAUCUCUUCUUUCUCACUUCAUCGAACCAAUUUAUCUCAAUAGUGUUGUUCUCGGUUCAUUAUUUAACUAUUCUCAUUUGGUUAGAGCGAUUCAUGGUCGAUUGAAUCUUAAUUAUGAUUCAGAAUCAUUGAAAAAAUUAUCUUUCAUGUAUAAAGUUAAUCUAUCAAAAGUUGCCAAAUCUCAAUCUAAAUCUGAUGAAUUCACUCGUCAGGUAACUCGUUCACCUAAUUAUGCAAUUAAUUGGAUUAAAGGUGAUCCCUGGCCUGAGAUAAUCUCAGCUGAUACUGGUAAAGUGUUUCAAAAUGAAGAAUUAGUCUCUCGAUUAUCGAAGAAAUCAUUUUUCCAAUCAUUUCGAACAAUUUUAGGACGAAAUUCACCAAAACUUCCAACCUCACCUUUAGGCCUUUUAAUCCCGACAAUUUAUCGAGAUGCAAAAACCUCUGCAAACGAUUAUGUUCACGCUCGUCUCAUGGCAAUUCAAGCAUUCACAGAACAAAAUCUUGGAGAUUGGAUACAAGUUCCUGCAGAAGUUGAUCUAUUUGGUAAUUAAACAAAAAAAUCAAAUUCUAAAAACAAAUGACCGAACCAAAUUGUCAACCAAAAACAAACAAAAAACUAACGACAUCCAAUCAAUCAAGAGCA